AUGGCUGAAAACGGUGAUAUCAACGCUGUCCUCAGCAACUCGCUGUCUCCGGACGCGGCUACGCGCAAUGGCGCCGAGCAACAACUAUCCCAAGCCGCCCAGAACAAUUUCUCCCUUUACUUGGCCACCCUGGUCCAGGCCUUGGCCGACGAGAACUCCGAAGGCAAUAUCCGAGUCGCAGCCGGUCUCGCCCUGAAGAACGCUUUCAGUGCCCGCGAGUAUGCACGACAGCACGAACUACAAGCCAAAUGGUUGCAGCAGACAGAUCAGGAGACCAAGACCCGCGUCAAGGAGCUCGUGCUCCAGACCCUGUCGUCCAACAACGCACAAGCUGGCAACGCCGCCGCCCAGGUCAUUGCCGCCAUCGCUAUCAUCGAGCUUCCCAGAGACCAGUGGACCGACCUGCUCGGGGUCUUGGUGCAAAACGUUAGCAGCGGAGCGCCUCACCAAAAGCAGGCUUCCCUGACGUGUAUCGGUUACAUUUGCGAAAGCCAGGAUGCCGAACUGCGAACUGCCCUGAUCACCCACUCCAACGCCAUUCUGACUGCUGUCGUGCAAGGCGCUCGCAAGGAGGAGACCAACGGCGAAGUCCGUCUCUCUGCGAUCUCCGCGCUCGGCGACUCUCUGGAGUUUGUGGGCAACAACUUCAAGCAUGAAGGCGAGAGAAACUACAUUAUGCAGGUCGUUUGCGAGGCUACACAGGCUGAGGACUCGCGGAUACAGCAAGGUGCCUUUGGCUGUCUCAACCGCAUCAUGGCUCUCUACUACGAGAAUAUGCGCUUCUAUAUGGAGAAGGCCCUCUUCGGUCUCACGAUUCUAGGCAUGAAGAAUGAGGAUGAGGAUGUCGCGAAACUCGCUGUGGAAUUCUGGAGCACUGUAUGCGAGGAGGAGAUCAACAUCGAGGAGGACAACGCUCAGGUCGACAGUUCCGAUCAGAUGCGGCCCUUUUACAACUUUGCGCGUGUUGCGACGGGUGAGGUGGUGCCCACUCUCUUAACGCUUCUCACCAAGCAAGAUGAGGAUGCCACAGACGACGAGUAUAACACUGCUCGCGCCGCAUACCAAUGUCUCCAGCUCUACUCACAGGCUGUGGGACCCAACAUCAUUCCACCCGUUAUCCAGUUCGUCGAGGCACACCUUCGAUCUGAGGAUUGGCAUUAUAGGGAGGCUGCGGUGGCUGCGUUCGGUGCUAUCAUGGAGGGACCCGACGAGAAGGUCUUGGAGCCCAUCGUGAAGCAGGCCCUGCCUAUCCUGAUCAGCAUGAUGGAAGACAGCCAUACGAUGGUCAAGGACUCGACAGCCUACGCUCUGGGCCGGAUCACCGAGGCCUGCUCGGAGGCCAUUGAUCCAAACACCCACCUGGAUCCCUUGAUUCGAUCGCUAUUUGCUGGUGUACAUGAUGUCAAGAUGGCCGCCUCUUGCUGCUGGGCACUUAUGAACCUGGCAGAGCGCUUCUCUGGUGAUUUCGAGGCUGCGCAGAACCCCUUCACGCCUCAUUUCAACCAAAGCGUCCAGACUUUGCUCACUGUCACUGCACAGGCAGGCUCGGAAACUACUGUCCGUACUACCUCUUAUGAGGUGCUUAGUGCGCUCGUCCUGCAUGCUGCAACGGACAGCUUCCCUUCAGUUGCGCAGCUUUCAGACGUGAUCAUUAAGCGCCUCGAGGAGACUAUUCCUCUCCAAAGCCAGGUUGUCAGCAUCGAAGACAAGAUUGCCCUGGAAGAGAUGCAGACUAGUCUAAGCACUGUUCUUCAGGCCAUCAUCCAACGACUGGAGAAGGAGAUCUCACCCCAAGGUGACAAGAUCAUGCAAGUUGCUCUCCAAGUUUUGAACACCGUGGGCGGAAAGUCUAGUGUCCCUGAAGCAAUUUUCGCCACCAUCAGUGGACUGGCGAACGCUAUGGAAGAGGACUUUGCCAAGUACAUGGACGCUUUCACACCUUUCCUGUACAAUGCUCUAGGCAACCAAGAAGAGCCAGGUCUCUGCUCCAUGGCCAUUGGCCUGGUCAGCGAUAUUACCCGGUCCAUGGGAGAGCGCAGCCAACCUUACUGUGAUCACUUCAUGAACUACCUUCUGAACAACCUCAGAAGCACCGCCCUUUCGAACCAGUUCAAGCCCGCAAUCCUCCAGUGCUUCGGAGACAUUGCCAGCGCCAUCGGUGGUCAUUUCGAGACAUACUUGACCGUAGUUGCACAGGUGUUACAACAAGCCGCGACUGUUACAGCUUCACCUGACGGUUCGUACGAGCUGUACGACUACGUUAUUUCUCUGCGUGAGGGUAUCAUGGACGCCUGGGGUGGUAUCAUCGGUGCUAUGAAGAUCAGUGGCAAGACCCAAGCGCUGCAACCUUUCGUGCAGACUAUCUUCCAGCUGCUCAAUAUCAUCUCCCAGGACAUGAACAGGAGCGAGUCGCUAAUGCGUUCUUCGAUGGGUGUAAUUGGUGACCUGGCUGAUGCCUACCCCAACGGCGAGCUGGCAGAUGCUUUCCGACAAGACUGGGUAACGGCCAUGAUCAAGGAAACCAAGACAAACCGUGAAUUCCAGUCGCGUACCAUUGACACGGCUCGAUGGGCCCGUGAACAGGUUAAGCGCCAACUGGGCGGCACGUCGUCUGUUAUGCAGCACACCUGA
Anthostomella pinea is the source of this 2631-nucleotide messenger RNA. Lineage: Eukaryota; Fungi; Ascomycota; Sordariomycetes; Xylariales; Xylariaceae. The record is from the annotation of a GenBank genome assembly.